Siniperca chuatsi (mandarin fish) is the source of this 2571-nucleotide messenger RNA. RefSeq names its product taste receptor type 1 member 1. Gene Ontology annotation, cellular component: membrane. NCBI's taxonomy places the organism in Eukaryota, Metazoa, Chordata, Actinopteri, Centrarchiformes, Sinipercidae. Gene Ontology annotation, molecular function: G protein-coupled receptor activity. Bases 1 to 2481 code for a protein of 826 amino acids. The transcript is spliced from 6 exons. The record is from RefSeq and is a predicted model, not a curated record. Gene Ontology annotation, biological process: G protein-coupled receptor signaling pathway.
AUGAAACACUGUCUUGCUUCUCUGUGUCUACUGGGCACGUUUGUACAUGCCUUGACUCAAUGCACUGUCCCAGCCUCACAGUUUCAGUUGGAAGGAGAUUAUUUGAUAGGUGGACUUUUUGAUAUUCAUCAUGCCAGUGCCUCUGUUUAUCAUGACAGACCAGAAGCCAUCGACUGCUCCAGUCAACCCUUCAUUCCUUCAAGUUAUCGAAGGUUUCUGUUGAUGAGAUUCUCUGUAGAGGAAAUCAAUAACUCUACCAACCUACUGCCAAAUGUAUCUCUCGGCUAUGAGAUAUUUGACCACUGCUCGGAUACACAGAAUUUUCCUGGUAUUUUCAACCUCAUCUCAGUCAACGGCUUGAUCCAACCUUGGGGUGAACCACACAAGGAACAAACACAUAAGUCCAAUGUGUCCAAAGUGAUAGCAGUGGUCGGUCCUUUUGCAAGUACUCAGGCCCUGACUGUAGCCCCAUUGUUCAUGGUGGAUCUCAUUCCUAUGGUCAAUUACGGAGCUGGUAGUUCUGUCUUUUCAAAAAAAGUAAACUUCCCGUCUUUCCUACGAACAGUGCCUUCCAAUAAAAACCUCAUAGAAGUGAUUGUUAACAUUGUGCAGCACUUCAAUUGGCGCUGGGUUGCUUUCCUUAACAGUGAUAAUGAUUAUGGCAGUAAUGGACUGGAAUUAUUCAUAGAGAUGAUUAAGGAUACUGAGAUCUGCCUGGCGUACACCAAAGGUCUCAACAACAAAACAAAUUACUCCCAAUUGUUCAAACAGAUAGAAGCACAGAGGAUACAUAUCAUUAUUGUUUUUGCUCCUGAAUGGACUGCUGAAGAUGUCAUUGAGUCAGCAAUACAACUGAAUGUCACCAACAAGGUGUGGAUAGCAGGGGAUGCAUGGUCCUUAAACAAGAGGCUCCCCAAGAUGAAAGGAAUCGAAAAUAUUGGAACUGUACUUGGGGUUUCUGAGCCAGGAGUGACAAUACCUGGUUUCAGAGAUUUUAUCUAUUCUUCCAAAAGCCAGCUUCAUUGUCAAAAUGAAGAACAGCAGAAUUUUUGUAAUCAAGUUUGUAACUGCAGUAGCCUGAGUCCGGAGGAUGUCAUUGCUGCAGACCCAUCUUUCUCUUUUCCUGUUUAUUCUGCUGUAUAUGCCAUCGCUCAUGCCUUACACAAUGCCUUGCAAUGUGAAUCUGGCAGAUGUAAUGGCAAUAUUACAGUGUACCCACACAUGGUUCUAGCAGAGCUGAAGAAGUCAAACUUUAAACUUUUAAACCGGAGUAUUGAGUUUGAUGAGAAUGGUGACCCCAAGUACGGAUCCUAUUCUAUAGUUUUCUGGAACCACAGUGGGGAUGCAGAGGAGAUUGGCUUUCAUACAUUUCACCCAUCGGUUAAUUUCUUCAUCAACAACAGCAAAAUUCAUUGGUACAUGAAAGGAGAAGUGCCUACCUCACUAUGUUCCCCAGGAUGUCCUGUAGGAUAUGCAAAAAAGCCUGAUGGAAUCCACAAAUGCUGCUUCACUUGUGAAAUCUGUCCAAAUGGAACUUACGUCAACAGCACAGAGGAUGCCUACAACUGCGUCAGCUGUAAGGAGACAGAAUGGUCUGCAACCGGAAGUACAUCAUGCAAUCUGCGGGUGGUGGAGUACAUCCCAUUCACAGACAGUGGGGCUAUUCUGAUCAUGGUCGGGGCCGGGGCCUUGGUGGGUCUCACACUAGCCAUGUCUGCUCUCUUUGCCAUCAACUACAACACACCUGUUGUCAGAUCUGCUGGAGGACCAAUGUGCUUCCUAAUUUUAGGCUGCCUCAGUCUGUGUAGCCUUAGUGUGUUCUUUCACUUUGAUAAGCCAACAAUUUCUUUUUGUAUCUUAAGGAUCUUGCCAUUUCUUUUGUUCUACACUGUUUGUCUAGCAUGUUUUGUUGUGCGAUCUUUUCAAAUAGUUUGCAUUUUCAAAAUAGCUGGAAAGUUCCCCAAGCUACACAGUUGGUGGAUGAAAUAUCAUGGACAAUGGCUGGUCAUCACUGUGGCAUUUGUUACUCAGGCACUCUUACUUCUUAUUGGCUACUCUUAUACCCCCCCCAAGCCCUACAAUGAAACAUUUUGGUACCCAGACAAAAUCAUACUAAGCUGUGACAAUAAUUUUAAAGCAUCCUCUGGUUCUGUGAUUUUACUUGUAUCUUUGUGCUCCCUUUGCUUUAUUUUCUCCUACAUGGGAAAAGAUCUCCCAAAAAAUUACAAUGAGGCCAAAGCAAUAACUUUCUGCCUGCUCCUGCUGAUCCUCACCUGGAUAAUCUUUGCCACUGUACACAUACUUUAUCGUGGAAAGUACAUUCAAACUCUUAACGCUCUGGCAGUACUCUCCAGUCUCUACUCCUUUCUGUUGUGGUAUUUCCUCCCAAAAUGUUACAUCAUCAUUUUUCAACCCCACAAAAACACACAGCAGCACUUCCAAGGUCUCAUUCAGAAUUACACCAAAACAAUUAGCCAGUAGCAGCUUCCAGUAAAUGUAUCUCUACAGACAGAAAACUGAUGUGCUUCAGGUCUUGUGAAUACUUGCAAUGCAAUGCUUUUAAAAAUUAUA